UAAAGCAGCUGUGCAGCAGAAAGCCGACUGCUGGGACUGGUAGAGUCUGCAAAAGAGCAUGCCAUCUUUAUUUACACCCAUCGAAGAAUGGCCAUUACAGCUGAGGAUGUGUCACUUGAAGACAUCAUGCCCAUUUCCCUCGAUUUUUCCGUGGUUGAAGUUUCCUCACCAGAACAGCUCGUGGUUGUGGGCUCAGAUACCCGAGUGAGAAUGAGCUUCAAGGAUGAAGAAUUGGAGCUCAGGCUUCCGUUCGGGUCCCACUCGCGCCUCUUCCUCUGCGAAGUCAACAAAGCGUGGAGUGAUGCUUGCAGGUCGCCCACACAGGUCCCCAAGUUUGAGUGGCUCAACAAGUACAAGAAAGCCAUCAAAAGCCAGGCGGCUGUGAAGCAAGCCGGCACGCCGCUGGAGGCGUUUUCCGAUCCAGUCAACCAGCACCAGAAAAUAGAGAAGCCGUCGGAGAAAAAGGGAUCUUUAGAAAAGGCGAAGAAUUCUAACAGCGUCACACAGAAGUCCAAAGGGAAUCCCAGCCAAGAUAACCAGAGCAUAUCAAGUCGAGAGGAGCGGGAUGAUCUGGUGCGCUCGUCCAGCCACACCGCGUCAAACAAAGCUCAGAUUCUGGCCAUGCCACAAUUCGGCCUGCGCGACAAUCUCAUCAGGUGCGAGCUGCUGAAGAGUGAGGACUUGUACACCUAUCUGGAGAAUUUCAGCUUCUUUCUUGGCACCUACAAUGUGAACGGACAGAACCCAAAGGAGAGCCUCCGUCCAUGGCUGAGCUGCACUCUCAAACCUCCCGACCUAUACUGCGUGGGUUUCCAGGAGCUAGACCUCAGCAAAGAGGCCUUUUUCUUUAAUGACACCCCCAAAGAGCAGGAGUGGACGAAGGCUGUGUCUGAGGCUCUGCAUGCAGACGCUCAGUACGCCUUGGUGAGGUUGAUCCGUCUGGUGGGCAUCAUGCUGAUCUUCUAUGUGAAGAAGGAGCAUGCAGAGUUCAUCUCUGAUGUGGAGGCUGAGACUGUGGGCACAGGCAUAAUGGGAAGGAUGGGAAACAAAGGAGCCGUGGCGAUCCGUUUCCGCUUCCACAACUCCGACAUCUGCGUCGUCAACUCUCACCUCGCUGCACACGUUGAAGAAUACGAGAGACGCAAUCAGGACUUCAAGGAUAUUUGCAGUCGUCUCCAGUUCCGGCAGCUCGACCCAACACAACCUCCACUCACCAUUAUGAAGCACAACGUUGUUUUAUGGAUCGGGGACCUCAACUACAGAAUCAGUGACCUGGACGUCGAAAGUGUGAAAGAUCUAAUCACCAAGAAAGAUUUUGAGACACUUCACUCUUAUGAUCAGCUCAAGAGACAGAUUGAUGAGGAGGCUGUGUUUGUUGGCUUUGCGGAAGGAGAAAUUGAUUUCCAGCCCACCUACAAAUAUGACACCGGUUCGGAUCAGUGGGAUACAAGUGAGAAAUGCCGCAUCCCUGCAUGGUGUGAUCGUAUCUUGUGGAAAGGGAAGAACAUCCAGCAGGAGCAUUACCAGAGCCAUAUGGAUGUAAGGGCCAGUGACCACAAGCCUGUCAGCUCCUUGCUCAUCAUUGGGAUCAAAAGAGUAAAUAGUGAAGCCUACAAGAAGACCUUUGAAGAGAUUGUACGAAAUAUAGACAAAAUGGAGAAUGAGUGUAUUCCGUCUUUAAGCUUGUCCCAGCGAGAGUUCCACUUUAAGGAUGUGAAAUUCAUGCAACAUCAGGCAGAGCGCCUGAGCCUUUUCAAUGAUGGGCAGGUCCCAUGUCAGUUUGAAUUCAUCCAGAAGCCGAAUGAAUCCACGUACUCCAAGCCCUGGCUCACAGCUAACCCCUCCAAAGGCUUCAUUCCUCAGGGUGGUUCUACGGUCAUUGAGCUGGAGGUCUUCGUAAAUCGCUCCACAGCACCAGAUCUAAACUGUGGUAAGCAGGAGAUCGAAGAUAUUCUGGUACUGCAUUUAGAGCGAGGCAAGGACUAUUUCAUUUCGGUAACGGGAAACUAUAUGCCAAGCUGCUACGGUACUUCGAUCUAUUCACUGUGUCACAUGAGGGAACCCAUUCAAGACAUGCCAAAAGAGACCCUUCUUGAGCUGGCUGAAAAGUCUCCAAAAGACGAUACAGCAACCACUGAAAAGCCUCUUGACAUUCCUAAAGAGCUUUGGAUGAUGGUGGAUCAUUUAUUCCGCAAUGCUCUCAAUCAGGAGGAUUUAUUUCAGCAACCUGGACUUCGGACUGAAUUUGCUGAAAUAAGAGAUUGUCUUGAUUCAGGGAUGCCAGAUUCUCUUCCGGGUAGCAACCAUUCAGUGGCGGAAGCCCUUCUUCUCUUUUUAGAUGCCCUCCCAGAGCCUGUGAUUCCCUACGCUUUUUACCAGCAGUGCCUUGAAUGCUGCGCCAAUGCAGGCCAGUGUGAGAAAGUUAUUUCCAUGCUACCUCUGUGCCAUAAAAAUGUGUUCAACUAUUUAGCAGCCUUUCUCCGCGAGCUCUUAAAGAACUCCGCAAGCAAUCGAUUAGAUGUUGCCAUUUUAGCCACCAUUUUUGCCUCGUUGCUCCUGAGGUCGUCGAAGAAGCAGGAUUUUGCCGAAAAGACGAAAACACAGGAGUUCUUUCAGCAUUUCCUGACCCAACAUUCCUCCUAGAUGCAGAGUUGAUCUAGUUUGCUAAAGCGGAACACUAAAAGAAAAAAGUCCAGUAUUUGAAAUUAACUGUAAUGAUUUGUUUUUUAGCACAUUUGUGUAUAGCAAAGUAGUGUAUUUACAUUAAAGAGAUAACGAUUUUAAUUUGAACACGUUUUGUGAUCCAAUUAUCACUGAUUAUUGUAGAUCUGUAGAAGUCUAAAAGUUUUAAAUGUAUAUUUUAUUUAAAGAAAAACUUGUAUUUUAAUGUUUUUUAUAUUAAAAUUGUUUUAAAAUCUU
Molecule: messenger RNA, 2919 nt
Organism: Fundulus heteroclitus (mummichog)
Lineage: Eukaryota; Metazoa; Chordata; Actinopteri; Cyprinodontiformes; Fundulidae
Gene: inpp5b
Product: inositol polyphosphate-5-phosphatase B
Exons: 23
Coding region: 88-2643 (851 amino acids)
Biological process (GO): signal transduction; phosphatidylinositol dephosphorylation
Cellular component (GO): cytosol; membrane
Molecular function (GO): inositol-1,4,5-trisphosphate 5-phosphatase activity; phosphatidylinositol-4,5-bisphosphate 5-phosphatase activity
Source: RefSeq, a predicted model, not a curated record